AUGGCUCAACUUCCACACAACUUACAUGACAUUGUUAAAGAUGCAGACUCAGAAAUUGACACCUCCUCUCCACAGAAGGUGUUUAAACAGCUCCAGAAUGGAGUUCUCUUGAAUCAGAACACACAGCUGUGUAAGCAUAACGAGGACUCCGAUGCCAUCGACUUUAGGCUUUUUUCAAAGGGUCUCACGUACCAUGGGGGAGAUUGGAAAAGGUGCAAAAUGAAGGGCGUGGAAGUGAAUGAACUAAUAAGUGGAAAGAGCAUCGAGGUAAAAACGAAUUUCAAGACACGUAAACUAUCUCCAGACAAAACCUAUGAAGUUUCUUUCCUUAUAAUGAUGAAGGACAGAGCCAAGGGAUGGGAUAAACCCAUCACCCUGAAAUUUCAACUCCCAAAUGGAGAAACUGAACAAACCACAGAAAAUCUAAGUGAUCUAGAAACCAAUGUUUGGAUACAACUCACAAUUGGAGAAUUCCACAAUACCAGUUCUGGUAUGUCUGGUGAUAUGAAGAUCUCUUUGUCUUCACCGGAUGCUCAGGAGAAGACCAGACUCGUCAUCAGGGAAAUCGACAUUACUGCCAAAGAGUAA
This is a messenger RNA of Pistacia vera, 588 nucleotides long. Its product is annotated as protein PHLOEM PROTEIN 2-LIKE A1-like. The record is from RefSeq and is a predicted model, not a curated record. NCBI's taxonomy places the organism in Eukaryota, Viridiplantae, Streptophyta, Magnoliopsida, Sapindales, Anacardiaceae. Bases 1 to 588 code for a protein of 195 amino acids. The transcript is spliced from 2 exons.